This is a messenger RNA of Carassius auratus (goldfish), 2943 nucleotides long. Its product is annotated as peptidyl-prolyl cis-trans isomerase A-like. Gene Ontology annotation, molecular function: cyclosporin A binding; peptidyl-prolyl cis-trans isomerase activity. Gene Ontology annotation, biological process: protein folding; protein peptidyl-prolyl isomerization. The transcript is spliced from 6 exons. NCBI's taxonomy places the organism in Eukaryota, Metazoa, Chordata, Actinopteri, Cypriniformes, Cyprinidae. The coding region runs from base 133 to 702 and encodes 189 amino acids. Gene Ontology annotation, cellular component: mitochondrion; cytoplasm. The record is from RefSeq and is a predicted model, not a curated record.
GCUAUGAUGGUCUCGACCAUAGAAGAACAUGUCACGCGCUGUGUGAGUGUGUACAAUAGCGUACGCUAGUUAUAACCUUGAUCGCUGAUUUUCAUAUGUUUUCGUUGAUGAGUUUUCAACCCUACAGCAAGAAUGUUACAGAUGAAAAAUCGCUUGAAAUAUUGCUCCGUGGCAGUGGCUGCGAACAGACUGGUUUCAGGACCGCUGAAGAACCCUGUUGUUUUUCUGGAGAUUGCAGCUGACGGCGAGUUCAUCGGAAGAAUCAUUGUUGAGCUUUAUGCUGACGUCGUACCCAAAACAGCGGCAAAUUUCCGGGCCCUUUGUACAGGAGAGCAUGGCUUUGGAUAUAAAGGCUCAGCAUUCUACAGGAUCAUCCCUCAUUUCAUGUGUCAGGGUGGAGAUUUCACUCAUCAUAAUGGCACUGGUGGAAAAUCUAUUUAUGGAAAGAAAUUCAAUGAUGAGAAUUUCAAGCUGAAACACAAUGGACCAGGUGUUCUGUCUAUGGCAAACUCUGGACCAAACACAAAUGGGUCCCAGUUUUUCAUCUGCACUGCAAAAACAGAAUGGCUUGAUGGCAAACACGUUGUUUUUGGGCAGGUCAAAGAGGGAAUGCAGACGGUCUCUUUAAUGGAGUCCUGUGGCCUACAUGGUGGAGGAACUGUAAAGAAGAUCAUCAUCACAGACUGUGGAGAACUCAAGUAACAAAGAAUGUGUAUUCAUUUCAAUGUGAUCAAACGUUCUCACAACAAAAAUGCUUAUUCAUGUAAAGUAAAUUAUAUUUUUUUUUUUUUUUUUUUUUUACAUUUAUGUUACCUAAGUACCUAUUGCCAUUUUAAUGUGUCUGUCUGUGGAUUCAUUAAGGUGUUUUAUGCUUACUAGGUAAGCAAAUGAUUCAGUAUUUAUGGUGAUUACUUACCCCUACACAACAAAUCUUGCUUAUAGGUCAAAUGUCCUGGGCCAUAAGGAAAUUUAUACUGUUAAAAUACUUUUUUUUUUUUUUUUUUAUUAGAAUAAAAGCUAAACGGAGAUUGUUUACUUUCUAAGAACCAUGCCAAAGAAACCCCAGGAGGUUUUUUUUUUAAUAAAUAAAUUACACAUGAAACUGGUUUUGACAUAUGGAAUUUCUUCUAGGAUAUUUGCAUCCUGUGCCCCUUUUUUUUUUUUUUUUUUUUUAUGACUCAAGGCUGUUUUCCAGAUGAGGGCCGGCUACAACUGCAGCAGUAUAUCUAGUUGCUUGGCAUGCUUUUUAAAUCUUCCUGAGAAUGAUCCCAUUCUUUUUUAGUCUAUCCAGUGACCAGAUUUCCUGUCCACCUAAAGCAGGAUAUGACAUCCUGUUUGGCUAUGAAGAUUCUCCACCUCCAAACGUUAAACUUUCAGCAAGAAUCUUCUGAACAUGUUUAUACAAUAGUUGUGUAGACAGUUGGGAAUACGUGUUUGUCAAAUGUAUUCCAUUAUAACUGCAGCCAGCUGACACACACAUACUCUGAAAUGAAAAUGAGCAGUCCGUUUUAGACGGUGUGUAGGUGUAGCUUAUCACAGUAAUGCCUUAUGAAAGUAAAUUAUGAACCUUUGUGGAAAACAGUGCUCUUUCCUAAAUGAAACCAUAUGGUGUCUGAACUCACAACUGGUUUGUUUGACUUCUCCGAUUGCAAUGUUGCUAUAGAGACUUUCUCAUUCCCAUUCUGGUUAAGUCUGCAUUGUUGCAGCAAACUUGAUAUCAUUUGGGCCUCCACCCUCUAGUGAAGUUUAAGAGAUCUGGAAUGUGUAGACCAAUUACUUAAAGCUGGCUUCAAGAGGAAAGCCAGAGUCAUUGCCAAGUCCUAAUGUUCACGUACAGUUCUCAUGUGUUUACAAUCAUUACAAGUAAUUAUGUCGAGUUAAAAAACACACAUCUGUGUCUUCAAACAUGUGCUGUUGCAAAGACGAGGUGAACGCUGAACUAAAAGAAACGCUCUUUGGGCUAUUCGACUGUAAAUGAAUGGGAUGUCAGAAUGACAACUGUUCCCCAAGGCUUUAGACUAUGGUUUUCAAUUACACAAGCAUCAUUCCCAAGGACCAUUUCUAAAUAAUUAAUCAGUCCGUACUGCCUUCAGCAUGACUGAUUUAAAAUGGACACAAUUUCCCCACACCCAGACACGGGCCAAAGAACAUGUUGAAAUCCACAAACAAGCUGUACGUAUACUUGGCACAGAUUGUACAGAUAUAUAUAUCAUUCAGUGCUAUUGCAAAAAACAAAAAGAAACAGUCAUGAUUCACUUAGUCAAUGUUUUAAUUGAACAAACUCCUAAAAGCACAGUCUUCAGUUUUCCUAACUAACAAAUAAGGCACAUAUCGGAAUGCCGUUUCAUGGACACAGAGCAACAGAUUUCAUCUCGUCUCACAGUCUAGCAGAUUCCCUCAUAAACACUUUCUGUUGCUUGGUCCACUCCAAUAUGAUGACAAAUAUUUUACAGACAUUACAAACAUGAGGGUUAAAUCAGUACAUUCAGGAAAUCUAUUAAUGGAAAAUACUAGGAGUAAAUAGAGGCAUUUAUUUAUGACUAGAAAUUAGAGAGGUGUAUUCUACAAAAUAUCUCUUGGCAAGAAUUAAACGUAUUAAUAUUAAAUAAGAAUACAUUGCACAAAUGAUGAAUCUGAAUCAUAAAAAAAAAAAAAAAAAGCAUGCACAUGCAAACUUCAAUCCCAAAGACAUUUGAAAAAUAGUCCGAUUAUUUUCCAUUUUUACAUAUGAAGAAAAAUAUUUCACCAUAAUUCCUGGACUUGGCAGUAACUGGAGACGGCUAACUAGAGCUCACAGUUUCAUACAGUAUGGGCUUGAUUCACGAACACAUUUUGACCAAGUAAAAGGUCUGUACGUGCAAUUCAUUGUUAUGGUCAAUGACUGGAGUUAGUCAUGUCUUUUUGCCACUGUUUUGCAUCAAUAAAACACCUCAGUAAAAAAGC